This is a messenger RNA of Hydra vulgaris (swiftwater hydra), 809 nucleotides long. RefSeq lists its product as uncharacterized. Gene Ontology annotation, cellular component: cytoplasm. NCBI's taxonomy places the organism in Eukaryota, Metazoa, Cnidaria, Hydrozoa, Anthoathecata, Hydridae. The record is from RefSeq and is a predicted model, not a curated record.
CCUUAGAUGACGUUUUAAUUACAAACAAAAAUGGCAACUGGCCCGAAAGUUUCAAGCGUUGACUUAGCUGAAAAUAUAAAUGAAAAUAACGAUGGGAAAACUGUGAUUCCAGAAGUAUCAGACGAGAGGAGAGAAGAAGUUAUUCAAGAGAUUAAAAAGAUUGAAGAUGAUAUUGUUAUGUUAAAAAAUUCCAUCCAACGCAAAGAAAAGAAACUUAAUGAGUUACGGAAUGAAAUUGGUGAUACUCGCUGGGCCAGAAUUCAAAAUUCUCAAGCUGUUAAUAAAUCAAAGCAAGUCCUCUCUGAUGCAACUCAAAAAACUUCCAGCGCUUUGAAAACACUCGGAACUGCUACAGUAAACAAAUGGACUGAAAUAAAAGAGUCACCUAAAGUUGCUUCUGUGUCAGAAAGAUUUUGGACGACAACUAAUGUUGUAAAGAACAAAAUUCUUUCCGGAUCAUUCGGAUCUAGACCAGCCAUAAAAGAUGCAUCAGGAAGUAACUUUUAACAAUUAAAAAAAGUUUUUAUUUUAAAUAUUUUCAAGACUUUUUAUUACAUUUUUUAAAUAUAAACUUAUUAGUUUAUUCUAAUGAGAACUGUAAACUAGAUAUUAGAUGCUGUUAGUAUGAAGCUAGAAAUUUGAAAGGUAGAUUAUUUGGAAAUCAGACCAUUUUUUUACAUAGGAUCAUUAUUCUUAUGUUAUAUUUAUUUUUAUUAAGAUUUGUUAUAUGGAUUUUGUGUUGUUAGAUUUUGUAUUUUGUAACCAUAUCCUAUGUAUUUGAUUAUUUAAAAGAUUUUAUUUAUUUUAAA